AUGACUAUUAUCAGUAUCAUCUCCGGCCCCUCCCAUUGGCUGACGGGAGCCCCCCGCCCCCUCCUAUUGGUCGACGGAGGGGGCGCCGAGCCCCCGCCCCCUCCCAUUGGUCGACGGGCCGCCGAGGCCCCGCCCCCGUCCCCUUCUAUUGCUUGCCCCGCGGGCUGCCCCGGCUCCCGCCCCGGCUCCCGCCCCGGCUCCUGCCCCAACUUCGCCGUGGUCUGCUCCUUCCUGGAGCGCUACGGGCCGCUGCUCGACCUGCCCGAGCUGCCCUUCCCGGAGCUGGAGCGGGUGCUGCAGGCGCCCACCCCGGACGCCGGACACGGCGAGGUUCCCAAAGAGCUGGUGGAGCUGCACUUGAAACUGAUGAGGAAGAUCGGGAAAUCUGUGACAGCCGACAGAUGGGAAAAGUACCUGAUCAAGAUGUGCCAGGAGUUCAACAGCACAUGGGCUUGGGAGCUGGAGAAGAAGGGCUACCUGGAGAUGAGCGUUGAGUGCAAACUGGGCCUGCUGAAGUACCUCUGCGAGUGCCAGUUCGACGACAACCUGAAGUUCAAGAACAUCAUCAACGAGGAGGACGCCGACGCCAUGCGCCUGCAGCCCAUCGGCCGGGACCGGGACGGGCUCCUCUACUGGUACCAGCUGGACCAGGACCACAACGUCAGGAUGUACAUCGAAGAGCAGGACGAUCAGGACGGGUCCUCGUGGAAGUGCAUUGUCAGAAACCGAAACGAGCUGGCUGAGACCCUGGAGCUCCUGAAAGCCCAGAUCGAUCCUGCACUGUUGAAAAGCAGCAGCCACCAGGACCCGGCCUCGCAGGAAAGCCCCGGCACGGACGACGGGGACGCCAAGAAAGACGGAGCGGCACCCAAGCCAGAGGGCGAACUGCCGCCGAAAGAGGAGACGGCGGCGGCAGAGGCGGGAGAGCGGCCUAAGGGGGCGGGGAGCCCCCCGGCCCCCGGCCCCCCCGAGGCGGCCGUCAAAGCGGAGAAGGCGGAAGAGAAGGAGCCCGUGAAGACGCCCGUCAUCGUGAAGCUGGAGCGGCCCCCGCCGGAGGCAGAGGAGAGGCAGACCAUCAGAGAGGAGAGGGAUUCCUUCAAGGAGAACGUCAAGCCCGUCAAGGCGGAGCCCAGGGAGGGCCGACCCGACCCCAAGGAGGCCCGGAGCAGCACGGAGAAGGUGGCCGCCCACGACCCCGACCGGCUGGACUUCUGCGCGGCCGUCAAGCCCCCCCCGGAGACCCUGGAGAAGUCGGCGGAAGACACGGAGAGACUGAAGAACGACCAGCAGGCCAAGAUCCCCCUGAAGAAGCGGGAGCUCAAGCUGAGCGAGGACUUCGACAGCCCCGUCAAGGGGCCGCUGGCUCGGCCGCUGGCCCCCGCCAGGGACGGGCCACGGGAGGACGGGAAGCCCGACGGGGAUCCCUGCAGGCGCCACCCCGCCGGCCCGGCCCUGGGCCCCGACGGGAAGCCGCUGGUCAACGGGGAGGCGGCCCCCAGGACCGGGGCCGAGCAGGCCGAAGCCAGGUUCCCCUCGGCCGGGGACGCCGGGGGCGGCGGGGCCAGGGAGAGGAACGGCGUCGCCGGGGGGCCCGCCGCCCCCGGGCCCUUCCACCCCGCCGGCCAGGGGGCCCGGAGCGGCGAGGCGGAGCGGGGGGCGGCCCCGGGGCGGGAGGCGGAGGGCCCGGGAAGCGGCAGCCAGAGGGGGGCGGCCGGGGAGGAGGUGGGCCCCCUCGAGAGGGAGGCCCGCGGGCGGCCCAGGGACCCGGCGCCGCUCCCGCCGGCACCGCCCGGCCCGGACCCCGGCUCCCAGAAGCCCGAGGAGCCGUCCGGCGGGCAGCCGGCCCGGCCCGGGCCUCUCCCUGCCCGGGAGGGCCCGGAGGCGGCCGAAGGGGCGCAGCCCACCGCGGAGGCCCCCGGCCUCAGCCCCAUAGAGGAGGAGGUGGAGGACGAGGAGCAGCAGCGGGGCGGGGACGGGGCGGCGUCCGAACCCCGACCCGAGCCGAAGCGGCCGCCGCCGGGCUCGCCGGAAGGGCCCGGCCCCCGCCGGCAGACCGCCCCCGAGGCCCCGACCCCGGGGACCGUCGACGCCCCCGCGGGCGCCCCGGCCGGCGCCCGGCCCGCCAACGGCCAGGAGCCCGUGGAGGCCAAGAAGGAGUCCUCGGCCCCCAAGAGCGGGUCGAAGCACAAGCUGCGCGAGGAGGAAGAGGAGGACGAGGAGGAGCCGGAGGAGCCCGCUGCCCCCGGGAGCCCCGAGAUCACCUCGGAGAGGCAGAAGGAGGGCAUCAAGUUGACCAUCAGGAUCUCGAGCCGCAAGAAGAAGCCGGCCGAAGGGGCUCCCGCCCAGACGCCGGCCGUGCGGGGGAAGGCGGAGGCGCAGGGGGAAGAGGAGGAGAAGGCCGUCGCCGGCCCGCAGCUCCGCAGGUCCCCGAGGAUCUCCAGGCCCACGGCCAAGGUGGCCGAGACCCGGGACCAGAGGGCAGAGAAAAGGCGGAACGGGGACGACGGCGGCGGCGAGGAGGACGACGACGACGACUCGGCCUGGGCGUCCAGACCCGACAAGAAGGAGAACCUGCGGAAACCCGACAGGGACGCCAACUCCAGGGUGAACAAGUUCAAAUCGAAAAGCAGAGCUCGGUGGAUGGGGUCCCGGAGCCGGGGCCGGUGGAAGUACUCCAGCAACGACGAGAGCGACGAGUCCCAGAGCGACAAGUCUUCGGCGGGCUCGGGCGAGGAAGACGCCAAGGAGAGCGAAGAGGCCGCCCCGGCGGACGACGACGAGCCGUGCAGGAAGUGCGGUCUUCCCAACCACCCCGAGCUGAUCCUCCUUUGCGACUCGUGCGACAGCGGCUACCACACGGCCUGCCUCCGCCCCCCUCUGAUGGUCAUCCCCGAUGGAGAGUGGUUCUGCCCCCCGUGCCAACACAAACUGCUGUGCGAGAAGCUGGAGGAGCAGCUGCAAGACCUGGACGUAGCCUUGAAGAAGAAGGAGCGCGCUGAGCGAAGGAAAGAACGUUUGGUGUACGUGGGGAUCAGCAUCGAAAACAUCAUCCCCCCACAGGAGCCGGAAUUUCACGAAGACCAAGAGGAGAAGAAGAAAGAUUCCAAAAAAUCGAAAGCCAGCCUGCUCGAGCGGAGGUCGACGAGGACGCGGAAAUGUAUCAGCUACAGGUUCGAUGAGUUCGACGAAGCCAUCGACGAAGCAAUAGAAGACGACAUCAAGGAGGCGGACGGCGGAGGGGCCGGCAGGGGCAAGGACAUGGCCAACAUCACCGGCCUCCGGGGCAAGGACAUGGCCACCAUCCUGGAGGAGGAGCGCAAGGAGAGCAAGCGGCCCCAGAGGGCGGCCGCGGUCCGGCGGAAGAAGCGGCGGAGGCUGAACGACCUGGACAGCGACAGCAAUCUGGACGAGGAGGAGAGCGAGGACGAGUUCAAGAUCAGCGACGGGUCCCAGGACGAGUUCGUGGCGUCGGAGGAGAACGCGGACGAGAGCGAAGAGGAGCCGCCGUCCAACGAGGACAGCGACGCGGAGCCGUGCGGCCGCCGGCGGCCCCGGCCCCGGCCCAUGCGGCAGAGCCGGCGCCUGCGCAGGAGGUCCGUCCAGAAGAGGUACUCGGACGACGACGAGGACGAGGAGUCGGAGGAGAACGGCAGCCGCGAGUCCGACAGCGACUGCAGCGAGUCCAGCGAGGACUGCCUGGAGACCCAGCGCCGGCGGUCGCGGAGGAACCAGAAGCGCCCGGUCAACUACAGGGAGGACUCGGAGAGCGACGCCUCGCACAGGAGCCUCCGCUACCGCGACCAGCGGCGGCGCGGACCCCGGCGCCGCCUCUCCAGCUCCGACAGCCAGGAGAGCUUCGCGGCCAAGGACUCGGAAUCGGACGAGCCCGCGGACCGGGCCGGCGGGGCCGUCCGCAAGCGGGGCCGCAGCCUGGGGGGCUCCUCGGACGGCGACGACGACGACGACGACGAGGAGGACGAGGACGGGGUGGAGGAGGCGGCGGCGGCGGCGGCCGCGGCGCGAGCGGCCGGGGAGGGCAGGCCCGUCCGCAAGCGGCUGCACCGGAUCGAGACGGACGAGGAGGACGGCGCCGAGGAGGCGGCGGGCGGCGACGGGGCGGCGACGGGGCGGCCCGGCCCGGACCGUAAGCCCGCGGCGGCCGCGGCCCCCGCCGCGCGGCCCGGCAGCCCCAAGAGGCCCUACCGGAUAGAGAGCGACGAGGACGAGGACUUUGAGAACGUGGGCAAGGUGGAGAGCCCGUUGGACUACAGCCUGGUGGACCUGCCCGCCACCAACGGACAGAGCCCCGGCAAGGCCAUGGAGAACUUGAUGGGGGGCAAGGCCGGCGAGAAGCCCCCCACCCUCAAGGGCGGCCCGGCCGGCGCCAGCCCGGCCCCCGGCGCCGCGGGCGGCGGGCCCGAGCCCACGGGCCCCGAGGAGGACGAGGACGAGCUGCUGAGAGUGACUGACCUGGUGGAUUACGUCUGUAACAGCGAACAGUUAUAAGACUUCUCUUUUUUUUUUUUUUUCCAUUUUUCUGCUAAUUUAUUCCACGGGAGGCUGUCUCCACCAGCGGGCCGGUUACUAAAAAGCUGUUUUAUUUUUCCUAGAAGACUCUCCACUACAGUAUCACUUUUUAGAAGCGAACGUUCCACCGUCCUGCCGUCUUUCUGUGAAGUGACCAGUUUUCGAACUCUGAAGAUUCAAUAAUCGCUGUAAAUUCCCCCCGAUGGUUUUUAUUUUUUUUUUUUUUUCCGGUCGUCGUCGUCGUCGUCGUCCUCGUCGUCUAUUUCGUUUUCUCCACCCCCACCCCCCCCAACUUCCUGGUCCUCGGUAAUUUCAUUCACACCCACGAGAAAACCUUAUUAUAAUAACAACAAAAGAUUUGUAUAUUUUUGACUUUCUAUUUCCUGGGCGCUGCCGACCGGGCGGCCGAGGCC
Molecule: messenger RNA, 4940 nt
Organism: Tachyglossus aculeatus (Australian echidna)
Lineage: Eukaryota; Metazoa; Chordata; Mammalia; Monotremata; Tachyglossidae
Gene: RSF1
Product: remodeling and spacing factor 1
Exons: 18
Coding region: 1-4506 (1501 amino acids)
Biological process (GO): regulation of DNA-templated transcription
Cellular component (GO): RSF complex
Source: RefSeq, a predicted model, not a curated record